UGCGCACGAACUCUUCUCCGCUGCGCUCCCGUUCACUGUGUGUCUCCUCAGAGGACUCCUCCGCGUCACAGCCCCGGGUUAUUCUGCACUUUCCCUCUCUUUUUAAAGAGAGUCGGGCUGAAGAACGAACAAUGUGAUUGUGGCUCAUGGGGAUUUAGUGUCGUGACAUGCUUUCUGGACCCGGCGACUCCACAAGGAAAUGGGACUCCCUGCAUUUAUGGUUACAUGAAUGUCAGCGCUGCAGGCCAGAUGCCGGUGAUGGAGGAGCUUGUCAGUGAGAGCGACAGCAUGCCAAAGCGGAUGGCCCUGAUCUGCUUCCUGUCUCUGGUCAUGCUGAUGAGCAUCCUGGGAAACCUGCUGGUCAUGGUGGCCGUCUGCAAGGACAGACAACUCAGGAAAAUUAAGACCAACUACUUCAUCGUGUCUCUUGCGUUUGCCGACCUCCUCGUGUCGGUGCUGGUGAUGCCGUUUGGUGCCAUCGAGCUCGUCCACCAACACUGGAUCUACGGGGAGACCUUCUGUCUGGUCCGGACCUCGCUGGACGUCCUGCUGACCACGGCGUCCAUACUGCACCUGUGCUGCAUCGCCCUGGACAGGUACUACGCUAUCUGCUGCCAGCCUCUGGUCUACAGGAACAAAAUGACACCGAUGCGAGUGGCUCUGAUGAUCGGGGGCUGCUGGGUUAUUCCCACCUUCAUCUCUUUCCUGCCAAUCAUGCAGGGCUGGAACAGCAUCGGCAUCGACCACGUGAUCGAGCAGCGACGUCACAGCGAGGGCAGCAACUCCACUUCCUGUGUCUUCAUGGUGAACAAGCCAUACGCCCUGACCUGCUCAGUGGUAGCCUUCUACAUCCCUCUGGUCCUCAUGGUGCUGGCCUACCAGAGGAUCUACGUCACAGCCCGUGCCCACGCCCGGCAGAUCAGCAUGCUGCAGCGGGCGGGAGGAGCCAACGCCCCCGGUGCCGGCGCCGGAGCCGGUGCGACGUCGGACUCAGCUGAUCACCAGCGUAACCACCGCAUGCGGACAGAGACUAAAGCAGCAAAGACUCUGUGCAUCAUUAUGGGCUGUUUCUGCCUCUGCUGGGCGCCGUUCUUCGUCACAAACGUGGUGGACCCCUUUAUAGACUACACAGUGCCAGACCAGCUGUGGGCCGCUUGCCUCUGGCUGGGCUACAUCAACUCCAUGCUGAACCCCAUCCUCUACGCCUUUCUCAACAAGUCCUUCCGCCGUGCCUUCCUCAUCAUCUUGUGCUGUGGGAGGAAGAGGUACCGCAGGCCGUCCAUCCUGGGGUCUGGAGCAGCCUGCACAGCCACACAGAUCAACGGGUCCUCACAUGUACUCAAGUAUUCUGUCCUUCAAAAUGGGAGCCAUGUGGAGCAGGAGAAGAAGACUCUCCACACAGACAUAGAGUCCCAUGAGUCCUGCUUGUGACCAACAACGACUCCUCAGUCACAUCUCCAAAGACCUCAGCUCAAACACGACGACCAUCGAGUCGACGGAAAACCACACAGCUGGAGCUGAAACCCAUCCCAGAUGCUACAAAUCCAGCGGAGCUCCUAAAACCAGAGCUGGAGUAGAACUUAGAGGUCCAGACGAGGAAUGUGACUCAAUCUGUGCUCUUUAAGAGUGGCAGGGACAUGUUCAGCCAG
Messenger RNA from Cheilinus undulatus (humphead wrasse), 1649 nucleotides. RefSeq names its product 5-hydroxytryptamine receptor 4 (gene htr4). The record is from RefSeq and is a predicted model, not a curated record. The transcript is spliced from 7 exons. Gene Ontology annotation, cellular component: plasma membrane. Lineage: Eukaryota; Metazoa; Chordata; Actinopteri; Labriformes; Labridae. Gene Ontology annotation, biological process: regulation of appetite; chemical synaptic transmission; adenylate cyclase-activating adrenergic receptor signaling pathway. The coding region runs from base 226 to 1431 and encodes 401 amino acids. Gene Ontology annotation, molecular function: G protein-coupled serotonin receptor activity.